UCCCGACGAAGAAGCGAACACCACAGCGGAGCAGGAUCUGCUUGCGAAGGAGCCACAGAGGAGAAAAGAGAACCCGUUUCGCUGACGAGAAUUCAUCAUGUCCCAGUCGUCCGGAAAGGUCAAGGCCGUCGCCCUUUGGAGCAAGAACAAGGAUGAUUUGACCAAGCAACUUGGUGAGCUCAAGACCGAGCUCGGUCAGCUCCGCAUCCAGAAGAUCGCCUCUUCCGGCAGCAAGCUGAACAAGAUCCACGACAUCCGCAAGUCGAUCGCUCGCGUCCUUACCGUCAUCAACUCCAAGCAACGCGCCCAGCUCCGCCUGUUCUACAAGAACAAGAAGUACGCUCCCCUCGACCUCCGCGCGAAGCAGACCCGUGCCAUCCGCCGGAGAUUGUCCGAGAAGGAGGCCAGCGCCGUCACCGACAAGGCCAAGAAGCGUACCACCCACUUCCCCCAGCGCAAGUUCGCCGUCAAGUCUGCUUAAAUUUAGACCGACCGCUGCUGGGUUAGAUCUGGGGAUGAGGAACAAUGAAAAUGGUCACGGAGGCGUAACACGUUUUUGGCACACGGGGAUCCCGAAUUACUCGAUGAUGCAUUGCAUGGUCACGGAGGGAAAUUAAGGGUUUAUUUGCACUUUUAUCAUUUCUCCCCCAAGUGCUGCAAAACACGAAAUGGAUUUCUCUCAAGACGGGUCAAAACAUUGG
This is a messenger RNA of Colletotrichum phormii, 701 nucleotides long. Its product is annotated as ribosomal L29 protein. Gene Ontology annotation, molecular function: structural constituent of ribosome; mRNA binding. Gene Ontology annotation, cellular component: ribosome; cytosolic large ribosomal subunit. NCBI's taxonomy places the organism in Eukaryota, Fungi, Ascomycota, Sordariomycetes, Glomerellales, Glomerellaceae. The transcript has 3 exons. The coding region runs from base 98 to 481 and encodes 127 amino acids. Gene Ontology annotation, biological process: maturation of LSU-rRNA from tricistronic rRNA transcript (SSU-rRNA, 5.8S rRNA, LSU-rRNA); translation. The record is from RefSeq and is a predicted model, not a curated record.